GUCAAAGUCAAAAAUCAUUUGUUUUUGGUUAGGUUUUAGAUUUAUUUUAAUUAAUUCAAUUCUCUUUUGUAGUAAAGUAAUAUACUUUUAAUAUUGGAAAUUCAAUUAAUUACCUUUUCAUAAGAAAUGGCCACAUCUAAAACAACUAAUACAUACAAUAGACAAAAUUGGGAAGAUGCUGAUUUUCCAAUUCUGUGUCAGACCUGUUUGGGUGAUAAUCCUUACAUUAGAAUGACCAAAGAAAAAUAUGGUAAGGAAUGUAAAAUUUGUUCACGUCCAUUCACAGUUUUCCGUUGGUGUCCAGGAGCUAGAAUGCGUUUCAAGAAAACAGAAGUAUGUCAGACAUGUAGCAAGUUAAAAAAUGUUUGCCAAACAUGUUUAUUAGAUUUAGAAUAUGGUUUGCCUAUUCAAGUAAGGGAUGCAGCCCUCAAGAUGAAAGAUGAUUUACCUAAAAGUGAUGUUAAUAAGGAAUAUUAUAUUCAGAAUAUGGAAAGAGAACUGGCAAGAUCUGAUCCAGAUACAAUUAGUAGCAAGCUUAGUGAACCAAAUGACUUACUGAUGCGUUUGGCACGUACAGCACCUUACUAUAAGCGUAAUCGACCCCAUGUUUGUUCCUUUUGGGUAAAAGGAGAAUGUCGAAGAGGUGAAGAAUGCCCUUAUCGCCAUGAGAAACCUACUGAUCCUGACGAUCCUUUGGCAGACCAGAAUAUAAAAGAUCGUUACUAUGGUGUGAAUGAUCCUGUGGCUGACAAAUUACUUAAAAGAGCAGCAGCUAUGCCAGCUCUUCCUCCACCAGAUGAUCAGACAAUUACAACACUGUAUAUUGGAAAUCUUGGUACAUUAACUGAGCAAGAUAUAAGAGACCAUUUCUAUCAAUAUGGGGAAAUCCGUUCUGUAAGUCUUGUACCAAAACAGCAAUGUGCUUUUGUUCAAUACACCACCAGAGCAGCAGCAGAAACGGCAGCUGAGAAGACGUUCAACAAGCUGAUACUUGGUGGCAGAAGACUCACCAUAAAAUGGGGCCGCUCUCAAGGCCGUACUGGCCCCUCUACAAACGUGCAUGCAGUCGACAAUUACGAACCCGUACCAGGUCUGCCAGGCGCUCUGCCCGAAUUGAGCAACAACUUCUUCAAUUUGGAACCGGGACAUAUUCCGUUGCCGAGCAUGCCGCCCCCGCCGUCUCUAAUGGUGCCGCCGAUGUUCGCUCCGCCCCCCAUUCCGCCGUUUUUCUUUAAUCCACCACAGAUGCCGCAGUUCGCAGGUCCGCCCACAAUUACCAGUACGGCGACUAGCGGUAGCGAAGCUGUGACAAUUCCUAAGCCUCCUGUUCAUUAUCCUAGUCAAGAUCCUUCACGGUUGGGAGCGACGCAGAUUCAGGAAUAAGUAGCUUUAGAUAAAUUUUUUUCGAGUUAUGUGGAAUUAUUUUGUAAACAUAUGAAUAAGUUGAAAUGAUUAAAUAAAAUAUAGACAAUAAAUAAUGACUAAUAAAAUUAGGGAAGAGUGGAUGGAUAAGUUCAGAAAAGUUCUGUUUACCUGGCUAAUACCAUGCUGUGCUGCAAGUUUCAUCCGAAAUACACCUUAAAUUCAAAAUUGCUGUUGUCCCUAAAAUGUUACUUGUGAUAUCAAUGUCCAAUUACUUUCAAAUUUGGAAAGUAAAUUAUUGAUUUUAUUAUUUACAUUUUAUAUUUGACAUUCAGAUAGUAAUAACCUAAAAAAAUCUGAUGUGUCCAACACAUGACUUUCCUGUCUUACCUAAAGUUAUUAUAUGCCUUUUCCGGUUGUUCUGUAAUACCUCUGUAAAUCUUUAGAGAAUGAACUAAAUAAAUAAAUUUUCCACACACCUUACACGAAACAUUUUUUUUUGUAUAUAUUCAUUACCAAAG
Molecule: messenger RNA, 1883 nt
Organism: Psylliodes chrysocephalus
Lineage: Eukaryota; Metazoa; Arthropoda; Insecta; Coleoptera; Chrysomelidae
Source: the annotation of a GenBank genome assembly